This is a messenger RNA of Cyphellophora attinorum, 4722 nucleotides long. RefSeq names its product Chromatin remodeling factor mit1. Gene Ontology annotation, cellular component: chromatin; nucleus. The transcript is spliced from 4 exons. The coding region runs from base 1 to 4722 and encodes 1573 amino acids. Gene Ontology annotation, biological process: negative regulation of transcription by RNA polymerase II; chromatin remodeling. Gene Ontology annotation, molecular function: ATP hydrolysis activity; ATP-dependent chromatin remodeler activity; histone binding. NCBI's taxonomy places the organism in Eukaryota, Fungi, Ascomycota, Eurotiomycetes, Chaetothyriales, Cyphellophoraceae. The record is from RefSeq and is a predicted model, not a curated record.
AUGGAUGGGGAGGAUACCCCGGAUUUGUCGCUAUGGACUGCGAAACCACCUCCGAAGCCCGCCACAGCCCCUGUUGAGGGUGACAGUAGCCCUCAGGCGGGCUCAGUGGUCGCACGAUCGAAGAGAGGGUCGAGCGCCGCAACAUCAGAAGCAUCGAGCAAUGCGGGGGACGUCAACUACGACGCUCAAAGGCCACCAUUCACCGAAGAUCAAGUCCCCGAAAUGCAGCGCGAGAGCACAGCCCGGAAGAUGAUGUUAUCGAGGUCCAUGACCGAGGAGGAAAAAGCAGGCUACAGCUUCGCGCCAGGGCAUAUGCGCGUCCGCGAGGUCCUCGCAGAGACCAACAGAGGCAUUUUCAGGACUCGACUGGGCAGCGGCGACAUCGAAGAGUUGACACUUAAGCAGCUCAAUCAACGAAACCACGCACAGUCUGCUUUGAGAUUCUUUCGCCUCAAAUCACUUCGCAUGGAAGGGCGCGGACGACGAAGCGCUGGUGCGCAAAAGCCUACGGCCAGCGGCUUCGUCAAUUGGGACGAUGUCGCUAAAGGUUCCGAUGAUGAAUCAGAUGGCGCCGUUGUCGGUUUUCGGAAGCGAAAGCAGCAGCUGGCUGAGGAUUCUGACGUCGAAAUGAACGGCAACACUGACCAAGACUCCGACAAUGAAGACGAUGGUGACUCUGAAAGCGACUCGGACCAAGACGAAGGACCUGCCGGUCGCCGCUCAUCUCGUCUCAAGGGCAAUCGUAAAUCAUACACACUGGAGACUGACCUGGAUCUCAUCACUAGAUCGCCACCUCGGUUACGCGGCAGAACUUCUACAAGACCGACGCGAGGUCGUGGAGGGCGUCGUACAAAUAGCCGGCGCGCAAGAUCACUCUCAUCGUCGCCCGAGCCAGCACAAGGCACUCGUCGCUCGGGACGAACUCGAACCAAGCCAGUAGGCUCGAUGCGCGAGCGUCAGGAAGAUGAAAUAUCAGAGCACUCCGGCAACGAUGCUGGCAUGAAAGUCGUUGGCACCAAGGAAGUCUUCCGCCGAGUCGACGAGCACGACGACUUUCGCAAACGUCAUCGUGAAGAAUGCGAUACUUGCGACCGAAGAGGCGAUGAUCCGACCAAAGGACCGCUCGUCUUCUGUCAAGGCUGCACGACCGCCUACCACAAGACCUGCUUGGGCUAUCGCGGAACUCGAGAACAUAUGGUUACCAAGAUUGGCGAGGAGAACUUCGUGCUCCAGUGUCGUCGUUGUAUUGGGAUCGCUCGCGAUAAAGACCCUCUGGCUCCACACCUUGGUCAGUGCGAGACCUGCAACGAGAUGGGCGUCAACUCUACUCCGUUCCGAAUUCGCUUAACUGUCAAGCAAGAGCAGGCACAACGUGAAGAAAAUGGCGGCAAAGAUCCCAUCACCAUCGUUGAAGAUCAUCACAUCAACAAGCCCGAGAAUGUCCUCUUCCGCUGCUUCUCUUGUCAGCGUGGAUGGCAUGUCCACCACCUGCCGAAUCGCCAGACAGUCACCUCCACUGCCGAAGAUGACGAGGAGGACAAGGAGCUGUCCGACGAGGAGCGCGCCGAGAAGCGGUGGCAGCUUUACCAUCGAGGCUGGCGCUGCAAAGACUGCAUAGAGAACAAGUAUGCCAUUGACGCACUCGUCGCUUGGCGUCCAGUCAACAUAGACACUUACAUCCCUGGCUAUCACGCAGACAUGGUACAAGAUUCCCAGAAGGAGUAUCUUGUGAAAUGGAAGAACAAGUCGUAUCUCAGAUGCAACUGGAUGCCAGGCAGUUGGGUGUGGGGCACCGCGGCAGGCAAUAUGCGCAUGUCGUUCAUGAAGAAGCCAGAGAACUACAUCCCUCGCAUGACGACGAAAGACGCCAUUCCUGAAGAGUUCUUCAGGAUCGACAUCGUGUUCGCCGUCCGCUACACGAGUGUGGUCCGCAACACCUCAAAAGAAGUCGACUUCGCCCGCGUUCGCGAGGUUGAGAGUGCUUUCGUCAAGUACAAAGGACUCGGCUAUGAAGACGCCAUCUGGGAAUCGCCACCAAGCUUUCGAGACACCGAGCGUUGGAAUGACUUCAACAGCGCCUACAACGACUACGUACUGAAACUACACACUUCGAUCCCAAUCCGUACCACACUGAACAGAACCUUGACUGCACUUCGACAGCUAGACUUCGAGAAGUCGUUGAUGCGCAAGGAGCAACCUUCGAGCAUCACAGGAGGUUCCAUGAUGCAGUAUCAGCUUGAGGGCCUUAACUGGCUCUAUUUCCAGUGGUUUCAAAAUCAGAACGCCAUCCUUGCUGAUGAGAUGGGAUUGGGGAAGACCAUCCAGCUCGUGGCAUUCUUUGCUCUGCUGGUCCAGGAGCACAAGUGUUGGCCGUUUCUGGUCGUUGUCCCAAACUCGACAGUUCCAAAUUGGCGUCGAGAGAUCAAGACAUGGGUACCAUCUCUACGAGUAGUGACCUACUAUGGCAGUGCUCAGGCUCGCAAGAUCACGCAUGACUACGAGCUCUUUCCAGAGGAGUUCACGAAGAAGAAAUCACGAUCAGGCGAUCCUCAGGAUAUCAAGGCUCAUGUUGUCAUUGCUUCAUACGAAUCCAUCAUCGAGGACAAGACGCGGAACAGCUUGAAGAAUGUGCCUUGGCAAGGAUUGGUGGUUGAUGAAGGCCAGCGCCUCAAGAACGACAAGAACCAGGUCUACGACAUCCUUACAAAGACCUUCCGAUUCCCAUUCAAAGUCCUCUUGACAGGUACACCACUCCAGAACAACGUGCGAGAGCUUUUCAAUCUGCUUCAAUUCCUCGACCGGACCAUCAACGCAGCUGAGAUGGAGGCCAGAUACGCAACGCUCACCCAGGACAACGUGCCAGAGCUGCAUGAGAAGCUGCGCAAAUUCUUCCUUAGGCGCACGAAAGCACAAGUGUUGACGUUCCUGCCACCAAUGGCCCAGAUUAUCAUACCAGUCUCUAUGUCAGGCCUGCAGAAGAAGCUCUACAAAUCCAUACUGGCCAAGAAUCCACAGCUCAUGAAGUCUAUCUUCACUCGCGAUCCGACAGCGGCCACCAAAGAGCGAGUGUCUCUCAAUAAUAUCCUCAUGCAGCUCCGCAAGACGCUUUGCCAUCCUUUUGUGUACAGCCGCGAGAUCGAGGAGCGAAAUGUCGACUCUGGAGAGGCGCAAGUUCGGCUCAUCGAUGCCUCACCUAAGCUGCAGCUCCUGUCCCUCAUGCUGCCCAAGCUCAAGGAUCGUGGACAUCGCGUUCUCAUCUUCAGCCAGUUUCUCGACAACCUCGACAUCAUUGAGGACUUCCUGGAUGGUCUUGGUCUUAUGCACCGUCGCUUGGAUGGCAACACUGCUUCGCUCGAAAAGCAGAAGCGGAUCGACGAGUACAAUGCGCCAGAUUCACCAUACUUCGCAUUCCUCCUUUCGACACGAGCUGGAGGCGUCGGCAUCAAUCUGGCUACCGCUGAUACCGUUAUCAUCCUCGACCCAGACUUCAACCCUCACCAAGACAUCCAAGCCCUAUCUCGAGCUCACCGCAUUGGACAGAAGAACAAGGUGCUUGUGUUCCAGCUGAUGACGAAAGACAGCGCCGAAGAGAAGAUCAUGCAGAUCGGCAAGAAGAAGAUGGCUCUCGACCACGUCUUGAUCGAGAACAUGAAUCAAGACGACGAAGCUGGCAUGGAUCUGGAAUCAAUCUUGCGGCACGGUGCUGAAGCUUUGUUCGACGAAGACAGCAAAGCAGAUGAUAUCGUCUACGAUGCGCCUUCGAUUGACAAGCUGCUCGAUCGCAGCCAGGUUGAAGACACCAAGAUCAACGAUGAGCAGUCGGCCGAGUCGCAGUUCAGUUUCGCGAGAGUGUGGGCGAACAAGACAGGCGCUUUUGAGGAAGCACCGCUGAGUGAAGACACUAAUGGGACGAACACACCAAAUCCUGGUAUCUGGGACAAGAUCUUGAAGGAGCGAGAGCGUGCGUACGAGGAAGAAAUGGCACUUAAAGCACAGACUUUCGGCCGAGGCAAGCGCAGACGGCAGAUUGUCGACUAUGGUCAGGACGGCGUCGAUGGAGGCUCACCCGACAAGCGCAAGAAGGGCGACGUGGCCAGCGAUGGCGACUUUACUGGCAAGGACACAGAGCAAGACGAAGACGAUGCCACUGAAGAUGACUCGGAGGUCGACUUUAAGCGUCCCACCGUCAAAGCCCGACCCUUCAAGCGCGUCAAAGUCCCUACCGGCCAACCACCCUACAACCUCGACGGAACCACCGACUACAUGCCGCGCGACGGCAUCAUGCCCCCAUCCCAUCACUGCACGGCCUGCGACGAGCGCCACCCCAUGGGCUGGUGCCGUCUCAAAGUCGCUGGUGUCGAGCACUGUGGUCUGUGUGGCAUCGCGCAUCUGGGGCAUAGCAGGACGUGUCCGCACCUGACGGAUGAGAAGCAGUUGGUGAGGCUGCUGGAGACUUUGAAAGAGAGUCCGGAAAGUAGGGAGGAUGUGGAGGCUGCAACCAAGUAUCUGAGGAUGAUCAGGGGGGAUUUGGUGUCCAGGGCGCGGCGGAAGCGCGAGGAGGAACAGGUCGCGAGGAGCUUGGCUACUGUUAGCACGAAUCUUGGGACGAUUAGUACUGGGUUGGCUGGUGGUCAUCAGCAGGGUGUUGCGGCGAAUGGGUAUCAGCAUGGAGGUACGCCGGAAGGGAGAUGGGGAGCACGAUUUGUGGAAGGCGGGCGUUGA